Messenger RNA from Cynocephalus volans (Philippine flying lemur), 591 nucleotides. It is a transcript of the gene GUCA1C, whose product is annotated as guanylate cyclase activator 1C. Gene Ontology annotation, molecular function: calcium ion binding; calcium sensitive guanylate cyclase activator activity. The coding region runs from base 1 to 591 and encodes 196 amino acids. The transcript is spliced from 4 exons. The record is from RefSeq and is a predicted model, not a curated record. Lineage: Eukaryota; Metazoa; Chordata; Mammalia; Dermoptera; Cynocephalidae.
AUGGGGAAUAACAAAUCUAUGGCUGGUGGCCAGACAGCAAUUCAUACACAAGACACCUACGUGUGGUACAGAACAUUCAUGAUGGAAUAUCCAUCCGGCCUGCAAACACUACAUGAAUUUAAGACACUUUUGGGUCUGCAAGGUCUAAAUCAAAUGGCCAAUCAGCAAGUUGAUCAAGUUUAUAAUACCUUUGAUAUGAACAAGGAUGGAUUUAUUGACAUUUUGGAGUUUAUUGCUGCUGUAAAUCUAGUUGUACGAGGAAAAAUGGAGCAAAAAUUAAAAUGGUAUUUUAAGCUAUAUGAUGCUGAUGGAAAUGGUUCUGUUGACAAAAAGGAACUACUGAACAUCUUCAUGUCUGUGCAAGCCAUCAAAGGCCAGCAAACGCUGAGUCCUGAGGAAUUCGCCAACUUGGUGUUUCAUAAGAUCGAUAUAAACAAGGAUGGUAAGGGAGUCACUCUCCUCUUGAUCACUUUUCUUACAACGAGAAUUGACUUUAGAAGAAUUUAUCAAUGGCAUGGAAAAAGAUCAGGACCUCCUAGAGAUUGUUUCAAAGAGCUUCGACCUUUCAGACAUGCUGAAAGUAAUCUGUAA